Molecule: messenger RNA, 345 nt
Organism: Prorocentrum cordatum
Lineage: Eukaryota; Dinophyceae; Prorocentrales; Prorocentraceae
Source: the annotation of a GenBank genome assembly
AUGACCGAGGCCGAGACAGAGGAGAAGGACUCGCAGGAGGACUAUGACAGGACGAUCGCGGGCGCGAAGGACAAGCGCACGACCGACUCCAAGACGCUGACGUCCAAGGCCGCCGAGAAGGCAGACUUGGAGAGCGACCUGCAGGCGGCCAAGGACGACAGCGCCAGCACCGCCAAGGCGCUCAUGGCAACGGACAAGUACCUCUCCCAACUCCAUGCCGAAUGCGAUUGGCUCACCCACACGGUGGCGGACUUCGAUGCAAGGAAGGAGGCGCGCAGUGGCGAGAUCGACGCGCUCGGAAAGGCCAAGGCUGUGCUGAGCGGCGCCGACUACUCGCUGCUGUAA